AUGGAUAUUCCUCUGCCUUGCAAGUUUAGGACGCCAAGUGUGGAAAGGAAUGAUGACUUUUCUGAUUUUAUUGAUCGCCUGGACACCUUUAGAGUGCUGAUGCAAUUGCAAGGCGCACCAGAUGCAAUCAUGUGUCGAGCAUUUGCAGCCAACCUAAAAAGGGAUUCCAAGGCAUGGUACCGAACUUUAAAGCCUGACUCCAUCAGAUCCUUAUCUGAAAUGGAGCUGCAACUUAUAGGGCGUUUUGCCAGCAACCAAAAAAUAGCGAAAACCUUGGCUCAUCUAAUGAGUCAAAAGGAGACACUAAAAGAUUUCAUACAUCACUUUGUCAACGCCACCUUAGAAAUUCUAAACUUGGGUUAUGGGGUGGCAGUAGUGGCUUUGACGACAACUUUUCAGCUAGGGGACUUCCUAAAUUUUCUAGGGAAGAAACCCCUGGUCAACAUGGGAGGGCUGAUGAUGUGA
Molecule: messenger RNA, 465 nt
Organism: Malania oleifera
Lineage: Eukaryota; Viridiplantae; Streptophyta; Magnoliopsida; Santalales; Ximeniaceae
Exons: 1
Coding region: 1-465 (154 amino acids)
Source: RefSeq, a predicted model, not a curated record